Molecule: messenger RNA, 492 nt
Organism: Hydractinia symbiolongicarpus
Lineage: Eukaryota; Metazoa; Cnidaria; Hydrozoa; Anthoathecata; Hydractiniidae
Product: 39S ribosomal protein L52, mitochondrial-like
Exons: 1
Coding region: 83-403 (106 amino acids)
Biological process (GO): mitochondrial translation
Cellular component (GO): mitochondrial large ribosomal subunit
Molecular function (GO): structural constituent of ribosome
Source: RefSeq, a predicted model, not a curated record
UUUAUAUACAUGUUCUUUUUUUAGUUAUAUAAAUUAUAGUACACAAAGGAAAGUAUAUAAUAUACAAUACAAUAAGUAUACAAUGUUGGCUCAGAAGCUCAUGUCAAGGUUGUGCCAGUGUAAAAGACAUGUAUAUUGUAUGCAACAAAAUCAGUUGUCAACUUCCUUGCUCUCACUAGCUGGAUCAAAGUAUAGACUUCGAAAUAACCAAGCAGCAGACGCGUUAGCCUAUGGGCCUUUAACAGAUCUUCCAGACUGGACAUAUGUUGACAACAAACCAACUUAUAUAACCCGUAAACGACAGAUUCGACAGAUGGAAAGGGUUAAAAUGGCAUCGCAAAUUUAUAAUUUGACAAAGGAGAUUGAUAAACAAAAGCAUGCCAAUAAAGAUAACAUCGAUUGAAUAACAAGAAGUUAAAAUUUAUUUGCUCACUGUUAUUUAUAUCACAUAACUUCUUUUUGUAAGAUUUUGAUAAAACAAUAUUAGUUUUC